AUGUUACGUUCUAUAUCGGUGAAGCAUGCCUGGUGGCCAAGGAUUUUGACGGGCCAAAGAAUUUGGUAUUCCACACAGAUGGCAGUGACUCCGGAAGAGAAGAUGAUUAUGGACAAACUACAACAGGAACUAGAGCCAGAGGUGUGUAAGGUGCAAGACGUUUCCGGUGGCUGCGGUUCUAUGUUUUCCAUCAAUGUAACAAGCAAGAAAUUCAACGGGCUGAGUCUCAUCAAGCAGCACCAACUGGUGAACAGAAUUUUGAAAGACGAUAUUUCCAGAUGGCAUGGCCUGCAACUGACCACCAAGAAGGCAAGUGCAAAGGGUUCGGCAUCAUCAUGA
Molecule: messenger RNA, 339 nt
Organism: Saccharomyces mikatae IFO 1815
Lineage: Eukaryota; Fungi; Ascomycota; Saccharomycetes; Saccharomycetales; Saccharomycetaceae
Gene: BOL3
Product: Bol3p
Exons: 1
Coding region: 1-339 (112 amino acids)
Source: RefSeq, a predicted model, not a curated record